AUGGCCGCUCUCGCCCUCCUCACUCUUGCCACUUCUGUCGCGGCCGCGCCGGCUGCCAUGAACCGCCUCGCGGCGGACGCGGUCUUCGACUCCCCGGGUUAUACCAAGUGGGUCGAGAAUGCCAAGCCAGGCGACAUCUACAAGUACGACGGCGGGGCCGUUACACUCGACAGCAAGGAGACCAAACCGAGCAACAGCGGCAACAGCGGCAACAGCGGCAACAGCGGCAACAGUACUCACGAGACACGCGCCCCCUGCACAGAGUACUACGGCCUCCAGUCCAACGUGGACGCAACAGACCUGUGGUGGGAUGCGUGGGGCCCGAUCGCUGAGUGCAAGUGGUGCGGCGGCGGGCCAUGCGAGGCGACGUGGCAAUGGGAAUGGACGACGACAUGGCGCGUUAGCGGAGACUGGGUGGAAACCGGCUGGAACGCCGUGCAGGAUACGAUCAACAAAGAUGGUAAUAGGAACAAGGGCUACCGCUGGGCCAAAGAGGCGUACACUAGCGGCACGAAGACCUGCCCCGCCAACGCGGGAGAACCUGUGCGUCUGUGGCGCCAGAACCGGUUCGGAUGGGCGGAUGUCGCGCAGCGCACAAUCAUAGGCAACCGUUGCCCCUGGGUGAGUACCAAGUACGGCGACUGGAAGUUCUCGCACCUCGACCUCCCACUCGAGGGAAAUGAUGGGACGUACCUUCUCGGGUGCAGUAAUGGGGACAGGGCCGAGUGUGGGCGCAACGUCUAG
Cutaneotrichosporon cavernicola is the source of this 744-nucleotide messenger RNA. RefSeq lists its product as uncharacterized. The transcript has 2 exons. The record is from RefSeq and is a predicted model, not a curated record. Bases 1 to 744 code for a protein of 247 amino acids. Lineage: Eukaryota; Fungi; Basidiomycota; Tremellomycetes; Trichosporonales; Trichosporonaceae.